GUCUCUCUGUACUUCCUGUAAAGAGUUUCUGUGAGCUUCACAAAUGGCAUUAGCAUCUAAAAACCCGAAGACCGGUGACGUCAUACCCAAACAGGAGUUAAGGGAAAAAAGCAGAGAAAAGCUAAGUGGGCAAGGAAGUCCAGUUCUCCUCCCCUCCUCGUUCUCAGCUCUUCUCGUAAAAAAUACCAAGCUUUAGGCUGACAGCUCAAAGCACUAACUUACGAAGGCCACGAGACAUGAAAAAUAAUUUAUGAUUGUUUUAAUUCAUUGUAACACGUCCACCUAGAACCUGCUGGCAACCUGAUUUUGUGCGCCGCUCCUGCAGUUUUCCCAACUUUGAGCGGCGGUGUUAUGUUCAGAGCAUCAGCUCGGCGGUUGCACUCUUCUUCAGACUUGAGCAGCGUUUUUAACUUCAGGAGUUACAUUUCAAAACUCCUGUCUGGGCUGAAGGCUGGGAUUGUGCUUUUCUAAGAAAAAAAAAAGAGAGAGAAACAGCGACAUCAAAAACAGAUCCAACGACAGAGAAGUGAACGAGAAAGACAUUUCCGGGGAAAUUAAGGAUUAAUUUUCAGGCAAUAAUAUUUCGCAUAAACAACUGUCAUUCUAACAACGACGUCGGAUUUAAAAACAAAAAAGACGGCUCAAGAGACGAAUCGCGAUGAGCAAACCGGCCGGAUCAACAAGUCGUAUUCUGGACAUUCCAUGUAAAGUAUGCGGAGACAGGAGUUCGGGCAAACAUUAUGGCGUUUAUGCUUGUGAUGGCUGUUCUGGAUUUUUCAAGCGAAGCAUCCGCAGGAACAGAACCUAUGUCUGCAAAUCCGGCAAUCAGGGAGGCUGCCCUGUGGAUAAAACGCACAGAAAUCAAUGCAGAGCCUGCCGAUUGAAAAAGUGCCUUGAAGUAAACAUGAACAAAGACGCCGUGCAACACGAACGGGGACCCAGGACGUCCACCAUCCGGAAACAAGUAGCUCUGUAUUUCAGAGGACACAAGGAGGUGAAUGGAGCGUCUACCCACUUUCCCGCCUCGUCCAUCCCGGGGCCAGCUUUCUUCACGGCGGUUACACAACUGGAGCCGCAUAAUCUCGAGUUGGGCACUGUUUCCUCCACCCCAGAACGGCAGGCUAUCGUGGGACUUGCUCAACCCACCCCAAAGUAUCCACACGAAGUCAAUGGGACACCAAUGUACCUUUACGAGGUGGCCACGGAAUCUGUCUGCGAAUCAGCUGCACGACUUCUGUUCAUGAGCAUCAAAUGGGCGAAAAGUGUCCCAGCAUUCUCCACAUUGCCCUUGCAAGACCAGUUAAUUUUGUUAGAAGAUGCCUGGAGAGAACUGUUUGUUCUAGGCAUAGCGCAGUGGGCGAUUCCAGUUGAUUCGAACACUCUCUUAGCCGUUUCUGGCAUGAACACAGAAAACACAGAAUCCCAGAGAUUAAAUAAAAUUAUUUCAGAAAUACAAGCUCUUCAAGAAGUUGUCGCCAGGUUCCGACAGCUGCGACUAGAUGCAACUGAAUUUGCCUGUUUGAAGUGCAUUGUCACUUUUAAAGCUGUGCCCACUCACAGCGGUUCAGAACUGAGGAGUUUCCGCAACGCUGCGGCGAUUGCAGCGCUGCAGGACGAAGCGCAACUGACACUCAACAGUUACAUCCACACCAGGUAUCCCACCCAGCCAUGUCGUUUCGGAAAACUACUCUUACUUCUGCCUGCUUUGCGAUCAGUGAGUCCUUCAACGAUCGAAGAAGUGUUUUUUAAGAAAACUAUUGGAAAUGUGCCGAUAACACGACUGCUUUCCGACAUGUACAAAUCCAGUGACAUCUAAAUGCGAACUUUUUACGGGGGGGCUCAUGUCUCCCGAUAACCGUUUGAAUCGUGAUAUCUCUUUUCGCUCGGCACUAUUUAAAGAGAAUGCUGAACCUCCAAGGAACAAUGUAAGAGCACGUUAAAAAACGAAGCUGCCAGAAUUUGAAAAACACCUCUCCAGCCAAGCACCGCAUAUCCGUCCUGAAGCAGAAACUGGGGAAGGGGUUCUGUCGGACAAAACAGAAUCAAAACAGGACAUGAUUUUAUGACGUCUACUUUCUAAAAGCAUCGUGCUUCGACUUAAAAGAUAAUUCAAGGAUCUUGAUUGUAACUGCGCUUUUACGGUUUACGUUUAGUCUUCGAGUAUCUGCGGAUGUAAAGGUUUAUACUUUCAAGUAGCCUGCGGGGUUACUCUAAUCGGAGGUGUGUAAUCAUUAGCUGUUUAUAGUAGGAUGUUGCGUCUCAAAGACGUGAGCUUUACGAUCAGUGUAUGUUUGCAGUGUGCAGUCUGUAAUUCGCAGAAGAAACCAAACGGAUGAGAAAGUGGUCGAGACUGGUUGUCGCUGUCCCUGACACAGUGCUGAAACCAAAGGCCACGACACCUUGAGGGCGCGGGCUGACCCCACGGAGACCUGCUUCUCGGCGCGCAGGGAUUUAUACAGAUAUUUUGAGGACAGGCUUGACUUCGCAGCUCUCGCUCUUUUCUGUCCUUGCGUGUGCAGAAUUUGAGUGUAUAAACUCGGCCGAUAAGGCUGCUGCUGGCGAAAGUAAGAACUUGUUUUCUAAAGGACCGCGGAAUUACCGCCUUCUCGUUUCUGUUCUGGCGGCGUUGAAACUCUUGUUCUGUAAAGUAGACACUAACAUCGAAACAUUCAGCACUUGGAUUUUUUAUAGAAUGUAUAAUUUUUCCUGUUGUAAAAAGUGAAGUUUUAAUUUUGUGAAAGUUGUACUGAUAUAU
Molecule: messenger RNA, 2755 nt
Organism: Lepisosteus oculatus (spotted gar)
Lineage: Eukaryota; Metazoa; Chordata; Actinopteri; Semionotiformes; Lepisosteidae
Gene: nr2e1
Product: nuclear receptor subfamily 2, group E, member 1
Biological process (GO): cell differentiation; negative regulation of transcription by RNA polymerase II; anatomical structure development
Molecular function (GO): zinc ion binding; RNA polymerase II cis-regulatory region sequence-specific DNA binding; nuclear receptor activity
Source: RefSeq, a predicted model, not a curated record